AGAGGGUUCCAAUGCUCAGCUACCCACUCACAUUCUCCGCGCGCAAUCUGUGGAGCUGGAGCUUGUCUAAGCGACGCUAGACGCUGCUGUAGAUAACGGUUGACAGAUCCACCAUCGCUAAUGCUCAAGUCACACCAGCAAUAGUACAUCACCGGAUAUUACAAAUGUCGCGAGAGCUCGCAUCGCUCCCAAGGGGGAUGAAUCAACCCUUCGGUUCUGUGUAGUGUAGUCCUCCCCACCUCAGCCAUGUCCCUUGCCUGUAGUAAGAGCUAGCCCAAAGCGAGAGCUGCCCAGCCGGCACCUCAUGCACAUAAGCUUCAGGGGAAAUUAUCAUCAUGAAAAGCUUCACUUGUCCUAGACGUCUUGGUCCUCUUUAAACGUCUUGAUCUUCCUCGGCGUCUGCUCAAACUUGUCUUCUUCACUCGCUCAUUACUUGGAAUCCAUUCAUCAUGCGUCCCUUUACUACCACCAUCGCAACUUUGCUCAGUGUCGCGACAUGCGUCCACGCCAAGGAUCUGUCCAUUUACGACGACUCGAAGACAUACGCUUACCAGGGAUGCUACAACGAAACCACCAACCAGGAAGACUCGUCUGGCGUCCGCGCGCUGGACGGUGGAAUCACAGAUGUGAGGGAGGGUGAGAUGACCGUCGAGCUGUGUCUCGAAAUCUGCGGAGAUGGCGACACGGAGUACCGCUUUGCUGGGCUACAAUGGGCUAGGGAAUGUUGGUGUGCGAGCACGUUGGCUGGCAUCGCCAAGAAGGUCGACGAUGAGGAAUGCGACAUGGCCUGCGAAGGCGACGGGGAGUUUGCGUGCGGCGGAAACCUCAAACUGAGCGUGUACGAGACGAGCGAGAAUGCCGCGGGAGGAUUGAGGACAGUGGCCAGUCUGGGCCUUGCGAGCGUACUCUUGCUUCACAUCAUUUGACAGCAGCGCUGCCCUUUGUUUGCAGUCAUUGUCGUCUUUUUCAG
Molecule: messenger RNA, 970 nt
Organism: Emericellopsis atlantica
Lineage: Eukaryota; Fungi; Ascomycota; Sordariomycetes; Hypocreales; Bionectriaceae
Product: WSC domain-containing protein
Exons: 2
Coding region: 450-926 (158 amino acids)
Cellular component (GO): plasma membrane
Source: RefSeq, a predicted model, not a curated record